Messenger RNA from Sorghum bicolor (sorghum), 2443 nucleotides. Its product is annotated as R3H domain-containing protein 1-like. Gene Ontology annotation, molecular function: nucleic acid binding. The transcript has 5 exons. NCBI's taxonomy places the organism in Eukaryota, Viridiplantae, Streptophyta, Magnoliopsida, Poales, Poaceae. The coding region runs from base 190 to 1602 and encodes 470 amino acids. The record is from RefSeq and is a predicted model, not a curated record.
UAGAUUCCUAUCUCCACCGCGUUCGGGCUCCUCCCAACACCAGCCCCGCAGAACCAAACCCUAGCUGCGCUUCCCUCCUCCUCCAGAUCCCGGCGCCCCGGACCCAUGGCCGUGCUCGUUCCCAGCUCCAGCCUCUCUGCCCGGCGCCCCUCCGCACUCUAGCUCCGGAUCGCCCGCGCACGCAAAGCCAUGGAGCCCACCACAGCCGAGGACGCCGCAGCCGCAGCCGCCGCGCCGGACUCGUGGGAGACGGCCGACAUCGACGGGCCCAUGAGCCGGCUCAUCCUCUCCGCGCGCCGCGUGUCCUCGUCGCCCGACCUCGCCGACGACCAGGACCCGCCCCAGCCGCCGCCGCCUACUCUGCAGCCGCAGAGCGGCCCGGCUUCCUCGGCUGCGCGCGAGGAUUUGGUCGCUCAGGUCGAUCAGUUCCUACGGGAGGCCCUCGAGAAACCAAGGGAGAGGCUUUCUGUGCUAAGAAUGGAGCAAGAAAUUUUGAAGUUCAUUCGUGACCCUAGGCGUACAGAGUUUGAAUUCAAUGGUCUUCCAACUUCGUAUCUGCGUCUUGCUGCACAUCGCCUGGCACAGCAUUACUUCCUGCAGUCUAUUGCCAUACCAGACAACAGUUUGCCUGAUGGAACUGGUUCGCGUAUCAUCCUCCGUAAGACAUCAUCCGAGUGCCGACUGCCUGCUGUCCGCCUUGCAGAUAUUCCAGUUAACCUGCCACAAGAAGAAAGCAUCUCUGUGGCGAAAGUAGCUAUUAAGCAGAGGCCUCAAAAGAAUUUCCAUGGCAUGAACAGCUCAAGUGCUCACUCAUCUAGAGAAAACCUCCAGAAAAGCGUCGAAGAAAGGAAAGAGGAAUACAACAAGGCACGAGCGCGGAUAUUUAACAACAGCAAUAGCAGUAGUGCUACUGAUGGGAGAUCAGCUGAGGAAGUGACUUUACCCAGUACUCUUCACAGGUCCACUUCCUUGGAGUUGAACUCAAGCAGUAGAAUGGGCCAAGGGGCUGAAAUUACUCUCGAAAGGAGCUUGACUACCACGUCAGCUAGCAGCAGGUCAAAUAGAAGCAAGAUUGAUAAGGAGCCUGCAGUCAAUAGAAGCAGGCAGAACAAUAGGGUUGCAAUUUUCAGAGACCGUGAGUCAGAGCGCAAGGAUCCUGAUUAUGACAGAAGCUAUGACAGGUAUAUGCAAAGAUUUGAUCCUGGAUUUGGAUUUAGUGGAGGCCCAUACACAAUUCAACCCCUGUAUGCCCCUGCUGUUAACUACAACACUGAAUUCCCCCAGCUUGGUGCAGCACACCGAUCACCUGUUGCUGUUGAACAGCAACCGCGCCCAAUAGCUCAGCACAUGCCUGCAUCAUGGUCAGUGGCUCAAGCAUCUAAUGCAAUUGGCUAUGGGCCAGAUGGUGUCAUGGGACCUUACAGCCCUGGCCAUACUGGUGCACCUGUGAGAUCGUCUGUUUUCAUGCAUGCUUCACAGCAAUAUGCCAUACCUUCACGCCCUGGAGUCCCAUUUGUACAUCCACAGGAAUCCAUGGGACCAUUUGCACAGACUCACCAACAACAACCUGAUGCUAGUUUGCGCUUUGCCCGGCCCCGGUGAGGGGCCCGGGUAUGCCUGCACCUGCCAGUGUGCAACGAACACAUUAUCCUUUGUUUUGCUGGCAGAUGGUAGCAGGCAUAAAAGAACCGAGAGGCGUAAGGCAGAGUCAGCCAUCUGUUUGAUAUUGUCAGCCUGUGCGCACUCUCGGUGUAGUUGCUCCCUGCAUACUGAGUGCAGGAGGGGCACUUUAUACUCUGUUCUCCUUCAAGCAGAAGCCACUCGAGGUCAACCCCUCUAGUCCAAUCCACAAGAAGCUGAGAGGUGAAGCAUGGGCUGUGGGGCCACCUGCAUGCCCCUUUCAGCUUCAUUCUCAGCGCUGUUGUUUGCUCCUCAUAGAUUGAGAUGCUGGAGGACAUCUUGCCCUCAUUGAAUGGGCUCUGUUGUCAAAGGACUUGUGAUGAUGAUGAAAGAUUGGGAUUGUGGAGUGAGCGAACGAUCAGUGAGUAAAAGAUUGGGACGGUCCAGUAUGUGAACAGGCGACAGGGAUGUGGCUUUUAGCCCCAUUGCCCAUGGGAUGGUUCCCGGUUGAGCUGAGGUGGCAUGAAGACGAUGUUGGGUCUUGCUUUACCUAGUGCAGGCGUGGCACCAUUCUUGGUCAGGUUUAGAAGAGGAGGCAUCUGUCGCAGCUGCUACUCACGUCGCUGGUGUUCUAAAGUUAUUUCUAGUCAGUGCUGUGUUGUAAAUCAAUCCGUGUUAGUUUGAGUGACCAAACCAGUUUCUUGUACCAUGUGCAUGACAAGCAACGAGUCUAGUUAAGAUGAUGACGAAUCAUGUAUACCUCAGUGACAGGUUUACUACAGUACAGUGUUCGGUGUUCGCAUCUCCGUGGUUGUGCGUUUUA